CCCUCCUCUGCUAGGCAAAGCAAGCAGCAUGAUGAACCCAGACGAUGGUGAUUCGGAGGAACUGGAGGCCGUCCCAUCGGACAUGUUUGACAGCGGCCCUUCGCCCGUGUCGGCGCUAGGCUGGGCGACAGGAGCUUUCAAGGGGGUUUCCUCGCGAGUAGAAGGCGUGUCGUCAAGGAUGUCUCUGCGGGCGAAGGACAUGCUGUCCUCGGUGGCCGACGACCACGACAACUACAACGGCUCCUCCUCCCCCCACUCCAACGGCUCUGCAUCCGGCGCUGCUCGCAGCAACGGGACUCUCGGCCUCUUCAACAACGGCAGCAGCAGCAGCGCCAGCGGCAUCCUCAACGGCAUCGCGGACGAGGUGCCGGCGGUGCCGGCAGUAGACGAAGCCGAGGUGUCACGAUUGGUCGCGUCGAUGGACUCGACCACGCAGCUGGCGGAGAAAAUGGUCGCCAUGAACAAGCUGUCGAACGUGCUGGGGGAUGGUGCGGGGCAGGCGUCUCAGAGCGCCCUCUGCUCCGUGGCAGAGGUGCUGGUAGCGCUGUUGCGCGACGCCGAGUACUUCGACCCGUUCUUUGCCAACGCCUGCAUCGCCUGCGCGCAGCAGCUAUUGGAGGCUCAGGGAGAAGCGUUUGCGGCGGAAAUGGUGAACGCUGGGGCGGCGCAAGCGUUGUUACCGCUGCUGGACCCUAAGUUCGAGCUCAUCCGUAUAGAAGGCUUGGCGUGCUUGGAAGCGCUGCUAGUGGCAGAGCGCGCGAAAGUGUGCUCCCAGAUCGUGGGCGUUCCAACGGGUAUGCAGGCGUUGGUUGAUCUCCUUGACGAUCGGUGGGACGAGGUCCGUCAUCAGACGGUGUCGCUGCUGGCGGCGUUUUUGACCGAGCAGGGGGGCGUCCCCCCCCCCGUCAACCUGCAAAACUUCGUGGCGUUUGAAGAUGGCUUCGACAAGCUCUUCAAAGCAGCCGAUGCCGGCGAGAUAUCCGGAGACUUCUCCCUGAAAGCCCUGGCAGCUGUCAGCGGCGCCCUGACCGACAACCCGCUAUCCCGGAAGCUUUUCUUGGCUGGGGGGCACCUCCCCCGUCUCCCGGCGCUCCUGUCCAUCCUCAGACCAGGGGACGUCGCGGAACAUCCCCUGGUUCCACCGCCUCAGCAGCAGCAGGCCGCCAUGAGCAGUCGCCGCCGAUGGGGCUGGGGUAGAGACAAGGCCCAGGAACCGUCAGUGGCUAGGGGCGAGGGGAACGGUAGCGAGGGAGGUAACGGUAAAGGGCCGCCGUCCAGCGGGGGGGGGCGGGCUGCUGUUGCUGUUGCGCCCCGCCCUUCAUUAUCGUUUUCGCAGCAGCAGCAGCAGCAGCAGCAGCAGCAGCAGCAAGCAGGCGGCGAUGUGGAGGAAGGCGGCUGGUCAGGCCAGGUCCCGAUCCCUCGUAUCCGCGCGGCGCUGUCCCUGGUGUCGGCACUCGUAGGCUGUGGUCGACAGGUAGGCGUGACUGUCUCUGAGGAGGCACCGAUGGUCGCCGCCGCCGGUGAUAAGCAGGGCUUGUCGGCGGGGUUAGGCGCUACUGCGAGCACGGCGGCGGUGGCUGGGAACGAGGUUCUGUCGGCGGUGGGGAGGGAGGAAGGGCUGCUGGAAGCGGUGUGUGAGCUGGCGCUGGCGUCCCCGCUUGCCCCCGCGGGAGGCGGGCCGACGUGGUCGGAGUACGGGUUGCCCGCGGACUGCCAGAGGUCCGCCAUGGAAGUCCUGGCCGUGCUCGUCGCGAGACACCCGGCGAAUCAGUCGUGCCUCUCUCGGUGUCAAGUCCGAGGCGCUCCCAUGUCCGUGACGCUGCACGGCCAGAAGCAGCUCGUCAGCUCCGAGCCCCGCAACGUCGUGGACGCUCUUCUGGAGCUGUGGCUAGCGGCCUCAUCGGCGAUGGAAGACGGGGCGACGGCAGCAGCAGGAGCAGCAGCAGCAGCAGCAGCAGAGGCAGCAGAGACAGCUGCCGACAAUGAAAUAAACGCCACCGCUGAGGUGGCACUGCUCGAUAGGACCCUCGAUGCGUUCCUAUACGGCAACACCGAGUGGUGCAAAUCGGUUCUCGCCGGAGUCGCCGCGAAGCACGCCUCCGCCGCAAGAAUAGGGGACGCUAGCCAAAGCGUCCCCCCCCCCGCGUCUACCGGGAACCCGUCCUCCGCCUCCCGCGGCAACGAUCACGUCCCCGUUGCAAACGGAACUAGCAAGGAGCAGGACGUCGGAGGCGUUGCCGUCAUGUCCACCGUCGCCAAGAUAGGCCUCCUGUGCGUCCGCGCCUCCUCAGCCGGCGCUCCCCGGUCAUCAACGCGCGGCGAGACGGAGGCUGACGGUGGCGGCGGAGAGGACGACCCCCUGGCGGCGGCGCUACGCCUCCGUCUGCUCCGGCGCGUGCUGCAGGCGGGCGGCGCCGACGCUCGCGCGAUAGCCGCCAGCGUCGGCUUACCAACCGGGGCUGCUGCCGUGCGACGGGGUGGUGAGCGCGCGCGGGAGUCGAGGGCGGGGGAAGGCAACGGCCGGGAAGAGCCGAGCGGAGUCGAGGGUCCGAUCGAGGAAGAGCAGUGGGGAGA
Messenger RNA from Ectocarpus sp. CCAP 1310/34, 2574 nucleotides. The record is from the annotation of a GenBank genome assembly. NCBI's taxonomy places the organism in Eukaryota, Phaeophyceae, Ectocarpales, Ectocarpaceae.